This is a messenger RNA of Rhizophagus irregularis DAOM 181602=DAOM 197198, 822 nucleotides long. NCBI's taxonomy places the organism in Eukaryota, Fungi, Glomeromycota, Glomeromycetes, Glomerales, Glomeraceae. The record is from RefSeq and is a predicted model, not a curated record.
GUUGAUGAUUUUGUUAAUAAUAUUAACAAAAAUUCUAAUCCAUUAAAUAUAUAUAAGUAUAAUUUUGCUUCAAAAUUAAAAAUAGAGUGGAUUUCAUAUUCUCGAAUUACAAAUUUAAAGGAAAUAGCAGAAGGAGGAUAUGGUAAAAUUUAUAAAGCGUCAAUAAAUGGAAAUAUUGUCGCGGUUAAAGAGUUUCUAAAUUCUCAAGAUCCUAGUAAAUAUUUUUUAAAUGAGAUCAAAUCACUUUAUCAAUGUUAUGAUAAUAAAUUUGAAUAUAUUAUUAAAUGUCAUGGUAUUACAAAAAAUCCUACGACAAAUAAAUUUAUGUUUAUCAUGAAGUAUGCAAAUGGAGGUGAUUUGCAUAAUUAUUUACAAGAGAAUUUUACAAAGAUUACAUGGAAGAAAAAAAUGCAUAUCUUAUGGAGGAUUUCGGAUGGGCUUCAAACUAUUCAUGAAAAAGAUUUUAUACAUCGAGAUUUUCAUAGUGGUAAUAUAUUAGUUGAAAUAACUGAAAUUGAUUCAUGUAUAAUUGACCAAUAUUUGAUUGGAGAUUUAGGAUUAUCACAACAUGCAAAUAAUACAAGCAAUGAAAUAUAUGGAGUUAUACCAUACAUUGCUCCAGAAAUAUUUAAAGGAGUUGCAUUUUCAAAAGCGUCUGAUAUUUACAGUAUGGGUAUGAUUAUGUGGGAAUUAACAACUGGUUGUAAGCCUUUUGCUAACAUUGUACAUGAUACUGAUUUAAUUUAUAAAAUUAUUGAUGGAGAAAGGCCUAAAAUUACAGAUGAUACUCCCGAAGAUUUCGCUAAUUUAAUGAAAAAAUGU